This is a messenger RNA of Andrographis paniculata, 3384 nucleotides long. RefSeq lists its product as uncharacterized. NCBI's taxonomy places the organism in Eukaryota, Viridiplantae, Streptophyta, Magnoliopsida, Lamiales, Acanthaceae. Bases 220 to 3249 code for a protein of 1009 amino acids. The transcript is spliced from 3 exons. Gene Ontology annotation, molecular function: metal ion binding. The record is from RefSeq and is a predicted model, not a curated record.
CCGAUUCAAUUCACAACCGAUCAGAUCAGUGUCCGUCCGGCCUCUGAUUAAGAGAAGUCAAUAUUCACAUGUUCGGGGCACUUUUUCAUUUCUUCUUCUUGAGUUUUCUUCUGGACAAUCUGCAGGGUACCUUCUGCUCUCAAUAUAAACAAAGAAUUCUCGUUCAAACUCACCCAGCCAGGGGAAGACUUUUGGAAGGGAAUUCAAGAAAAAGCAGAGAUGUUGGAGAAAAUAGGGUUGCCUCCAAAGCCAUCACUGAGAGGUAACAGUUGGGUAGUCGAUGCCUCUCAUUGCCAAGGAUGUGCCUCCCAGUUUACUUUCAUUAAUCGCAAGCACCACUGCCGCAGGUGUGGAGGGAUAUUUUGUGGCGUCUGCACCCAGCAAAGAAUGGUCUUACGUGGACAAGGGGACUCACCCGUGCGCAUUUGUGAUCCCUGCAAAAAGUUAGAAGAGGCAUCACGUUUUGAGCUGCGGCAUGGUUCUAAAAAUAGAGCUGUGAAAGAGCUUUUUGUAGGUGGUUCCAAGCUUGCUUCAACGGGAGAGGAUGACAUUGAAGCCAAACAUUCGUCUAAACAAGUAUCAGGCAGUGCAUCAAGUUCUAAUAUUCGCCAAGCAGUUGGUCAGCUUGAAGGGGGUGAUACUGUCAGAAACUUCUCCCUUGACCAGUCAAUUAAUUUGUCAGACAACAGAGAAUCUGCUGCUCCUGAGGAGUUGCGUGAACAAGCCUUGCUUGAAAAGCAAAAAUACAAAACGUUAAAAGCUGAAGGGAAAUCUGAAGAAGCCCUUAAAGCUUUCAAAAGGGGAAAAGAUCUUGAGAGGCGGGCUAGUGCUUUGGAGAUAUCUCUAAGGAAAAACCGCAAAAAAGCUUUGUCUACCAGUAACUUGGAUGAUGCUCAGCAGGCUGACAAUCAGUUCAGAGCAUCUUCCAAGAAAAACAAGCUCUCCACCGAAAAGAGUAAAGAAAAGGAUGAUCUUUCAGCUGAACUAAAAGAAUUGGGAUGGUCAGAUGUAGAUCUUCAUGAUGCUGAGAAAAAGCCAGCAAUCCUGACUGUAGAGGGUGAGCUUUCUUCGCUUCUUAGAGAGGUCUCCCAAAAGCCUGCUAUAGAAAAGCAAUCUACCAACAGUGAUAGAUCCCAGGUACUUGCUCAUAAGAAAAAAGCUCUUGAACUGAAGCGAGCGGGGAACCUUAAUGAUGCCAAGGAAGAACUAAAACGAGCUAAAAUUCUCGAGAGAAAAAUAGAGGAGGAAGAACUUUUGGGUGGCGCUGAUGAUUCUGAUGAUGAACUAUCUUCACUGAUGCGGAGUUUGGAGUCUGAUGAACACAAUGAUUUGUCAUCUAAAUAUAAUUCUGAUAUUAGUUUUGAUUUCACUCAAGCUUUUGGUGCUGCUGAUGAUCUUGGUGCUGAUGGAAAUUUUGAAGUAACGAAUGAGGACAUGGAAGAUCCAGAAAUAGCAUCUGCUCUCAAAUCAUUAGGCUGGGAUGAAGAUGAGCCUGAUUCUGAGGAUAUUCAUGGCCCUAUCUCAUCUUCCAGCCGAGAAUCAUUAUUAAAUGAGAUUCAACGUUUGAAAAGGGAGGCUGUAAAUCAGAAAAGGGCAGGCAAUACUUCUGAAGCAAUGACGCUGCUAAGGAAGGCGAAAGGUCUAGAAAUGGAAGUUUCUAGUUCUGAUACACAAAAUUCUGAUUUUGGAGUUAAGGAUUCUACUACAGUCCAGCAAACAGUAUUUGCUCAACCAACGGCUUCAAAGAGUAAGUUGACAAUCCAGUCUGAACUUAUUGCGAUGAAAAAGAAGGCUCUAACUCUCAGAAGGGAGGGUCGUUUGGAUGAGUCUCAAGAAGAAUUGAGAAAAGCUAAGGUUCUUGAACAGCAACUUGAAGAAAUGAAUGAAGCUCCUGUGCUUGCACAGCCAAGUUCUCACAUUGGGCACACUGCCACCUCUGCUGUGCCUGCAAUUGAUGGGGAUGAACAAGAGGAAGUAACCGAUCGGGAUUUGAACGAUCCAACUUAUCUCUCUCUGUUGAAGAACUUAGGGUGGGAGGACGAGGACAACGCAAAAAACUCAGCUUCUGUGUUUAAAGAAACGAAGUCUAAGGAAAAUACUAAUUCCUUUGUUUCACAGUCUACUUCAAAGAUAGGAGCUAGAACAUCUAAAAGUAGGUCCGAAAUUCAGAGGGAACUAUUAAUGUUGAAGAGAAAGGCACUCACACUGAGACGCCAAGGAGAGGUUGAGGCUGCUGAUGAAGUGCUUAAAGAUGCUAGAGUGUUGGAGAUGCAGUUGCAAGAGUAUGAUGAACCAACAGAAAGGCCCGUUCCUUCUGAAAGUAGUGCAAUAAAAAAUGCAUCCAUAGAUGAUGCUCCACAGCAUUCUAAGUCUUCUGUUCAGAAGAAUAUAGAUGAGGUUGGAAUUGAAGAUCCACAUAAUCAAGAGACUGGAAGAUUUGAAUCUGAAGUGCCAUUACUUGGGAAAGAAAUUUCAAAUGCUCAUGACCUGAGCUCUUCUCCAACUGCUGAUUUUCAUCGAGAACACCCGGUUGACAAGAAAUUGGAUGAUCAGGAGUUGAACUCUUCUCAAGCAAUGGAUUCUAGUUCUCCUCAACAGCAAAUCCUGGCUCACAAGAGGAAAGCUCUCUCCUUGAAAAGAGAAGGAAAACUGGGAGAAGCCAAGGAAGAACUUCGGCUGGCGAAGCUCUUGGAGAAGCGAGUGAAAGAGGAGACGCAGACUCAGAGUAGCACUAACUCUGGUUCUGAUGCAUCUUCCUCAGACAAAAAGGAGGUGAGUCCUAGUUCCAAACCAUUAUCUAGUCGUGAGAGGUUUAAACUGCAGCAGGAGUCCCUUGCUCACAAGCGCCAGGCAUUGAAGCUUAGAAGAGAAGGUAAGACAGCAGAAGCUGAUGCCGAGUUCGAACUGGCAAAAGCAAUAGAAGCCCAGCUGCAAGAAGUGGAUCAGGAUUCUUCUGGGCCUUCUGAUGAUGUUAGAGUUGAGGAUUUCCUCGAUCCUCAACUUAUGUCUGCUUUGCAAUCCAUUGGAAUAGAAGAUUUACGUACCUCUGCUCAAAGCACAAAAAGCCCAGAGCCAGCCAAAGCAAAUGCUGAUGCUGAAGUAGACAUUGAGAAAAAGCAGUUAUCAGAUCGAAUCAAAGCUGAGAAGCAAAAGGCAGUGAACUUGAAACAUUCUGGAAAGCAAGCUGAGGCCUUGAAUGCUCUGCGAAAGGCCAAGCUUUAUGAAAAGAAGCUUCAGUCCUUGAACUGAAACUGAUCAACAUUCCUUUUAAGGCUACAAAUAGUCAGGUAUGGCGAAGUAUGUUUGAUAUUUAGUCCAAGGCUUUGAGAUUAUGUUUACAGGAUAUCAUUGAGCUGAGCUUCCAACCUUUAAAUGAUGUGUGAU